Molecule: messenger RNA, 1650 nt
Organism: Salpingoeca rosetta
Lineage: Eukaryota; Choanoflagellata; Craspedida; Salpingoecidae
Product: CCA-adding enzyme
Exons: 11
Coding region: 15-1382 (455 amino acids)
Biological process (GO): RNA processing
Molecular function (GO): nucleotidyltransferase activity; RNA binding
Source: RefSeq, a predicted model, not a curated record
ACACAGAGGGCCGGAUGCUGUUGGGGCGAGUUGCUUGUGCCGCAGUGCUUGGUGGUGUAAGUGGUGGUGGUUGCUGUGCAAGAAGUGUAAGCUGCUGCUGCUGCUGCUGGAGUGUUGGUGCAGCGACUCGUGGCCGGCCUUGGCGGCGCCCUGUCUUGCAAUUAACAAGGCGCAACCUUCAACCAACCAUGCCAACCUCACAAGAAGUGAAACAAAAGAUUUUGGGCACCCCAGCGGUCCAGCAGCUCAAGCACAUCUUCCAAGAGGACCACCAUGAGUUCAGGCUCGUUGGCGGUGCUGUGAGGGACAUCCUGCUGGAGCGGUGGCCUAAGGACUACGACUUUGCCACCACAGCCCUGCCUCAGCAGACGCAGCAGCUGCUGGAGUCACGCGGUGUGCGCGUCGUCCUCACGGGAUUGCAGCACGGCACCGUGACCGCUGUCAUCGACAACGUGCCAUAUGAAGUGACAACACUGCGCCUGGACCACGAAGGGGCGGAGGGCACGGGCCCCGUGUGCUUCACCGAUGACUGGAAGCUUGAUGCAGAGCGCCGCGAUCUCACCAUCAAUGCCAUGAGCAUGGACCUCGAUGGACACAUCUUCGACUACUUUGACGGCAGGGACCACCUCGCACAGGAAAAGAUUGUGUUUGUCGGUGAUCCGGCCCAGCGCAUCCAAGAGGAUUUUCUUCGCAUUCUCCGCUACUUUCGCUUCCACGGAAAAGUUUGCCGCCACAACAACCACGAGCCCGCUCAAAUUCAGGCAAUCACGGACAAUGUCCAGGGACUGGAAUCUGUCUCCGGUGAACGCAUCUGGAUGGAAAUGUCAAAGAUCCUCAAGACGGCACGUGCACCGGAGCUUGUCGAGUGCAUGCAAGCAUGCGGUGUUCUUCCGCAUAUUCAGCUUGCGAACGUGGAACAGCACCACUUGCAGCGCCUGCGUCAUGUUCACAGGUAUGAGCUCGAGCCCGCUACGGCGCUGACGGCGCUAGUGGACGACGUGCAGCAGUUUGAGGGCGUCGCUGCUGCCUGGCGCCUAUCCAAUGCAGAGCGCAAGCUGGGGCUCUUCAUCAUUCAACACAGGGAUGUGGAUGUGUGCAUGAAUUCGGCGCAAGAUCUCCUUGUGGACGGAAUUAAUCGCACAUACGUCACCCAACUCUGCCGUUACCAGGGCCAUCUUGACAUCGCUGUCGCCAUGCAAGAUUGGGCCGUCCCCGAGUUCCCCAUCACCGGCAAGAAACUGAUACAGCACGGCCUUAAACCAGGCCCCAAUAUGGGACGUGUGCUCGCUGCUCUCAAGGACAACUGGAAGCAAUCGAGGUUUCAGCUUGGGGAAGAAGAGCUGCUUGCACAAAUGGACAGUGUGGUCGCAUCGCUGUCAUAGCACUGUCUCCAUCACACCUUUAGACUUGAAUGUUUAGGCCCACCCUGUCUGUCUGCCUGUGUGUGUGUGUGUGUGUGUGUGUGUGUGUGUGUGUGUGUGUGUGUGUGCUCACGUAGUGGUGUUUCUGUCAAAUGUGUGGGUGGGUGGUCCGUGCGUGGUGCGCAUCGUAGCUCGUGCUGUGGCACGGACGCGAUCUGCGGUGUUUGUCUUGCCUUUUCGUCUUUUCAUUAACAACACCCCAGUUGGUGCCAUAAACAACCAAUCACCA